Molecule: messenger RNA, 4167 nt
Organism: Podarcis raffonei (Aeolian wall lizard)
Lineage: Eukaryota; Metazoa; Chordata; Lepidosauria; Squamata; Lacertidae
Gene: NOS1AP
Product: nitric oxide synthase 1 adaptor protein
Exons: 10
Coding region: 177-1661 (494 amino acids)
Molecular function (GO): nitric-oxide synthase binding
Source: RefSeq, a predicted model, not a curated record
CGGCGGCGUGCGCUCUCCCGACCGGAGCUUCCUCGGGGCGGUGCCGUCCCGGGGCCCGCCUCCCCGGGUUGAGGCCGAGGGGCCGCCGCCGCCGCCGCCGCCGGACCGAGGGAGCGCCAGGGGAGCGCGAUCGCCCGCCCGCCCGCCUGCGCCUUCCCGCCGCCCUCCUCCCCGCGAUGCCCGUCGGGGCCUCCCCGUCGGCCAAGACCCGCUACAGCCUGGUGGACGACCGGCACGACCUGCGCGUCCCGCUGCACAACGACGACGCCUUCCAGCACGGCAUCGCCUUCGAGGCCAAGUAUAUUGGCAGCCUAGAUGUACCCCGGCCAAACAGCAGGGUGGAGAUUGUCACGGCCAUGAGACGCAUCAGGUACGAGUUCAAAGCCAAAAGUAUAAAGAAGAAGAAGGUCACUCUCAUGGUGUCCGUGGACGGCGUGAAGGUGCUGCUGAAGAAAAAGAAGAAGAAGAAGAAGAAAGAGUGGGACUGGGAUGAGAGCAAACUGCUGGUGAUGCACGACCCAAUCUACAGGAUAUUCUACGUGUCCCACGAUUCCCAGGACCUGAAGAUCUUCAGCUACAUUGCCAGGGAUGGCUCCAGCAACGUCUUCCGCUGUAACGUUUUCAAGUCGAAGAAGAAGAGUCAGGCCAUGCGCAUUGUCCGAACUGUGGGGCAAGCGUUUGAGGUCUGCCACAAGCUGAGCCUGCAGCACACUCACCAGAACGCGGACGGCCAAGAGGACAGCCAGAGCGAGAAGGGCAGAGAAGACCCGGAGGCGCCAGCAUUGCCUGAAGCAGAGCCGGUUGUCGCCGCUGAGGAAACGGACAUUGAUGCCGUGGACUCUGGGCUGCCGGGGAGGCACCACCUGGAGUUCAACAGGGGAGUGACGGACCUUGAUGCUGUCGGGGGAGAGCUGCCUGGCCUGCUUUGCACCAAGGGCUUGCUCCACAACGAGGACAUCCUGACGGCUUCCCCCGAGAUGCUGCUCCCGUCUUCUGCCCAGCUGUCUGAGCCAGGGACCCCUCUCUCUGCUCACCACCAAAGGCAGCUUUUGCAGCAGCUCUUGCAGCAGCAGACGCAGCAGACGCAAGUGGCCGUGUCCCAGGUGCACUUGUUGAAGGACCAGCUGGCAACAGAGGCUGCUGCCCGCCUUGAGGCCCAAGCCCGUGUGCACCAGCUCCUGCUGCAGAAUAAGGACCUCCUGAACCAUAUUUCGCUUCUGGUGAAGCAGGUGCAAGAACUAGAGGCAAAGCUGUUGGGAUCCAACCCCAGAGGCUCUCGGGACAGCUUGCUGGAAAUCACCUUCCGCCCCGGCGGGCUGCCCGUUCUGUGUGACCCCAGCACCCCUCUGCCCGAAGACACUCGCCCCCUCCAGCUCCACCCCAGCUUCUCCAAUGCCGCCAACUCUUUGGCCAGCCCCUUAGGUAGGAGUGACUGCCUGGCGAAGCUGGAAUGUUUCUGUUUCCUCCCUGGCGACGGCCCUCCCUUGGGCAGCUUGGAGCUCCUCAAGUUCCGUGAGUCAGGGAUUGGCUCCGAGUUCGAGUCCAACGUGGACGACAGUGAGGUGUGGGACUCGUGGGGCCAGGAGGACGCGCUCCGCCUGUUCAGCGUCCUCGACAAGCAGGGCCUGGGAGAUAGCUUGGAUGAAGAGGUUGCCAUUUAAGAGGAGGCAGAGAUCUCAGGCCCGUGGCAAGCGACAGGGGAGGAGAGAGAGUGGGGGACACAGGCCUCCUUGCAAACAGGCCGGGGAAAGCCUGCUUCUAUGUUUUUCUGUGUCUUGGUACCUGAAAGUCAGGAGUAGGGUGGCGGUUUUCCUCCUGAAGGCAAGAGCCGCUUUCCGGGGCGCCCAAAGGUCUCAGGAAUUGUUUUCAUGUAUUUAUAUAUAUAUAUAUUAAUGCCAUAUUGCACCACCAAAAAGGGAUACUGGGUGCAAAUGACAGCAUCUUGAGGACCCUCAUCUUUCUUUUAGAAAAGCUGAAAAGGUGGUCGUGAAAGUGUGCCGGCAGUUCCUGGUGAAACCUUAAAAAGCCAGCAGUGAGAGUGUGCAAGGUUGCCAGUGUCCAGGUGUCUCUUCAUAACACUCCCCCACCACCCAAAGACCUAUUGGACGCUGGAUAAAUUAUGUAAAUCUAGCAAGGACCUGCAAGUUGGCCUCUUUUGCAUCAUGCAUACAGGUGGCAGAAUUCAGAGGGGCCUUUUGUGUACCUAGUGGGUUAGAUUCAGCUACUGAGUUGUAUCCGCAAAAGCCCUGCAGGGGGACUUCCCCUCCUCCUCCCUUGCUGCCUCCCAUACUUAAGAUAAUCCCUAGUCAGCUUCCGGACAAGACCAAUAGCCUUACGUUUCUGCAAACCUCUGAAAGAAACAGUUCAAUUAUAACAGGGGUUGUCUGUGGAUAAAUGAUCGAAUCUUGGUUGGAAUUGGUAUUAGAACUGUGGGCCUGAUAACUUCUCCUACAGUUUUUGAACACCGUUGAAAUUCUUGACACGGCAGCCUCAGUUCCAGAAGCUCAAGUCGUACUCUUUUGUCGUAACUCUGGCACCUUAGUCCCCCGAGCGUAUAACUGCAGGAACAUAGGAGCAGGUUCCUUAUGGAAGCAACUCCACAAAAGAGGCCUGUGUGUCUGAAAGCUCAGGCUGCCUCGGCGUUCGUCCCAAAAAUCUCCUAGACAAGUCAGAGCUACAGUUGGGCACAGGAAACGUUAGAAUUUCUUUGUCUAAACUCAGAAAACGGCUCAGUUCUUUCUAAGCAAGUGUGUGGAAUGGAUGUUUGAGAGAGAGAGCAAAGACUAUGUAUGUUCCUCUCUAGCUUGGAUUUGAACCUCAGCCAGAGAAGAGCUUUUGGGGGGUUGCAAUGCGUGUUUUGUAUGGAGGCAAGCGUUAUAUACACUUUGCUGUAUUUGUUCUCUGAGAUGCACUCAGGCAGUGCUUGGAGUCAUCAAUAGUUAAGCGUUCUAUUGGCUCCAUGUUGUGAUUGUCCUUUGGGAAGCAGCAUCUCAGCCCUGGCCUUCCAUCGGCCAGGUUGUUUUCCCCACGUGAGACAUGGCCUUUCCUGCCCUGCUUUCUCUUUUGUGGCUUUCUGAGGGAUAGGGCGAGCGGCAUACUACAAGCGAGAGGUCCAGACUUUUUAGUUUUAACUUAAGACACAAAAGAAUCCUAAAGGAGCUUCUGUGUUCAGAAUAGGUAAAGGUAAAGGGACCCCUGACCAUUAGGUCCAGUCGUGGCCGACUCUGGGGUUGCAGCGCUCAUCUCGCUUUAUUGGGCAAGGGAGCCGGCGUACAGCUUCCGGGUCAUGUGGCCAGCAUGACUAAGCCGCUUCUGGCAAACCAGAGCAGCGCACGGAAACGCCAUUUACCUUCCCGCCAGAGCGGUACCUAUUUAUCUACUUGCACUUUGACGUGCUUUCGAACUGCUAGGUUGGCAGGAGCUGGGACUGAGCAACGGGAGCUCACCCCGUCGCGGGGAUUUGAACCGCUGACCUUCUGAUCGGCAAGUCCUAGGCUCUGUGGUUUAACCCACAGCACCACCCGCGUCCCUGCAGAAUGGACUUCUCACUUUCAGGGGAGCUGUUGAGUAAAACAACAGGGCGGUUUCUUAAGGGUCCCUGCGCAGCAUAAACCGAACUAGAACUCAGUCGUGCAAGACAGCAAGACAGCAUUUCACUCUCUGAGGACUGGCCCAUAUUAUAACAGGCAGCUAGAAGAAGCAUCAGUGCUCCCCUUCCUUCCACCUCUUGCCCUGACCAGAAGCUGCAGCAGAGGUGGUGCAGAGAUCCCUGCUGCCCUCUUAAUACUGCCCCGAAGAAGCACCAUGUGCUCAGAAACAUUAUGGGGCUGUUGGGCUUUUGCUCAGUUUGACCUUUCCUUAGGUGUUUCCAUAGCUUGAAUUUUGUUCUGUUUUCCUGCUGCCGCUGCAGACUUUGCCAUUAUUUAAUUUGCAGGCUGUUGCCUAGGUUUGUGAGGAACGAUCGCUUCCGGCCUUCCCUGUUGGGGCACCAAAGGAAGAUUUACAAUUAAUAUUGGAGGAACUGCAACGAUGAACAGGGAGAGGGGGAGAUAAAACUGCACAGGGAGGCAUGUUGCAUUUAACUGCUGUGCAGUUCUUAUUUAAGCAAAUUGGAUUUUUUAAUAAUAAUAAAAAUUCCAUGGGUGAUUUUUAUGCAAAACUACUGAA